AUCCCUCCUCGGCUAACAGGUGAGAGUGAACUCCCAUUGGAUCGCCUAAUUCACAACAACUCUCGCCUCACCUUACUUCCUCUCCCUUAUUCGUGCAUUCAUGCACCCGCCAAAGUGUUGUUGCCUCCGCUCUUAUCAUAUCGGCCUUUUCCCCAAACCAUCUGCCUCUGCGGCAGAGGGACUUUUGUAUUUGCGGUCGCUAGCCUGACUCCCUGCCCAUCUCUGUAUCCAUCCCCCACGUCACCGUCUAUCCAUCCAUUGUUCUGUCACUGGUCUGGUCUGACGUCCUGGUCUCAGACACAAAUGGUCGAUGCCAUUCAGAGACAGAGACGAGUUGCUAGCCGUCCUCCCUACGAAGUUGGAGGGGAUGUCAAGGUUGGGCAAAGCAGAGUAUAG
Molecule: messenger RNA, 396 nt
Organism: Protopolystoma xenopodis
Lineage: Eukaryota; Metazoa; Platyhelminthes; Monogenea; Polystomatidea; Polystomatidae
Source: the annotation of a GenBank genome assembly